Molecule: messenger RNA, 575 nt
Organism: Cottoperca gobio
Lineage: Eukaryota; Metazoa; Chordata; Actinopteri; Perciformes; Bovichtidae
Gene: polr2k
Product: RNA polymerase II, I and III subunit K
Exons: 4
Coding region: 158-334 (58 amino acids)
Biological process (GO): DNA-templated transcription
Cellular component (GO): RNA polymerase III complex; RNA polymerase II, core complex; RNA polymerase I complex
Molecular function (GO): zinc ion binding; DNA binding
Source: RefSeq, a predicted model, not a curated record
AGGAAGAACCUGCCAAAUGUGACGCAGAAUCUUCUGACCAAUCACAAACCACGUUGCUCGAGGUGGCGGCCGACGGUUGUACGCAUGCGGGGCAGCAGUGCGUCGUGUGAUGAGAAAAGAGGGAGGUAAACAGUUAGCCUGUUAAAACGAAACAAAAAUGGAUCCACAGAAAGAUGUACAACCGCCUAAACAGCAGCCUAUGAUCUACAUCUGUGGAGAAUGUCACACUGAAAAUGAAAUUAAGGCCCGUGAUCCAAUCCGAUGCAGAGAGUGCGGUUACAGGAUCAUGUACAAGAAGAGAACAAAGAGAUUGGUUGUCUUUGAUGCCCGCUGAAGAAGAUGAAGAGAGCAGCCAUUUUGAUUAUUUCUGUUGUGUACAAUUUGUUGUUGUUGUGUAUCACAAUGUAAAUAGAUAGAUUGACAGCUCCAUAAGUUCUGACCUACAGGCCUGGCUACAGAGUUCUGAAUUAUGGUUGAAGCUCAACAUUUUGAUUUCCAGACAAAUAGUACUGUUUUUUACCCAAGAGUGAUGGAUGAAAGGUUCUGGUUUAUUAAAAGACAAGAUUUUCACUGAC